Paraglomus brasilianum is the source of this 729-nucleotide messenger RNA. The record is from the annotation of a GenBank genome assembly. Lineage: Eukaryota; Fungi; Glomeromycota; Glomeromycetes; Paraglomerales; Paraglomeraceae.
AUGGCAGGCUCCGACCCAGAAAUAAGCACAUUGGUCGAUUGUUAUAAGGCGACAGCAGCGGCUGCUGGCGUCUGCGCAGGGAUUACGCUUUUCUAUAUCCUAAAGAACCAAGACCUUGGCCUAUCUAUCUAUAAACUUCUAAUUAAUGGAAUGGCUCUAACCUAUACCUUGACAGCUAUCAACUUACCAACUGAUGAGAAUAAUGAUAUUGACAUUGAUGUUAUAUACACUAAAACGAACACGAUUCAGUGGUAUCGAUGUUACUAUUGGUACGAUUUUGCUGAUUAUCCUUUGGUUGUCUGGGGUAAAGUUGUUUACUUGGUAAUUGUAUUUAGCCCGCUGUGGGAUAAACUUAGUAUCUAUAACGCAAGCUUGAUGGUGGUUCUUGCAAUUAGAGUGGCAGUCGUUAUAUUUGUUGCGAUUCGGUUGUUAUAUCAUUUCGGGGAGACUACACCAAAACCGUCUUUAUUAUUUGCGUUGAAUCAAAUUAGACUUUUGUUCAUAUUCGUGAGUGUAGUAUUACAAGGAACGGGUUCACUUGAUCACAAUUUCUAUCCGGUUAUACCCGGGACCGUAAUUAUGAUCAUAAUUUUGUUUUUAACGUCUUUCAAGAUUGAAUGUCCUCAAGAUUCACAGAAUUCAGGCACUGCCAAUGUAGCAGUCGUGGGAUAUGUUCCCCCAAGCACUGUCAAUACAACGGUCAUGGGACAUGUCCCUGCCACGGUUUGA